This is a messenger RNA of Aphis gossypii (cotton aphid), 1825 nucleotides long. Its product is annotated as nuclear receptor subfamily 2 group E member 1. The coding region runs from base 213 to 1403 and encodes 396 amino acids. The record is from RefSeq and is a predicted model, not a curated record. The transcript has 7 exons. Gene Ontology annotation, molecular function: RNA polymerase II cis-regulatory region sequence-specific DNA binding; nuclear receptor activity; zinc ion binding. Gene Ontology annotation, biological process: positive regulation of transcription by RNA polymerase II; anatomical structure development; cell differentiation. NCBI's taxonomy places the organism in Eukaryota, Metazoa, Arthropoda, Insecta, Hemiptera, Aphididae.
GAAGAGUUGACAUUUUGAUCUCGAUCGUCACGACCAUAUAUAGUGCGUCCGUCGUCGGGGUUGUUCGUCGGAUUCUUGUUGAUUCAUAUUAUAUUAUAAUUUUUUUUUUUGUCAUCUAGUUUUUGAUUUUUAUAUAUUUUUUUUUUAACUCGUUUUCAUCAUCAAACUAUAAUAUUUUAUAUUCACCUUCUGCAUAUACGCCGAGGAUCAACAUGCAAAACUUCACAGAACAUUCGUCUAACGCCAUUACCAAACCUACAAACAGUCGUAUCCUUUAUGAUAUACCGUGUAAAGUGUGCAAGGACUUUUCGUCCGGUAAACAUUAUGGCAUAUACGCAUGUGACGGAUGUGCAGGGUUUUUUAAAAGAUCUAUUCGGCGUAAUAGACAAUAUAUUUGUAAAUCAAAAUCAGAAGGCGCGUGUCCAGUUGAUAAAACGCAUCGGAAUCAGUGUCGAGCUUGCAGACUCCGGAAAUGUAUGCUUUCCGGCAUGAAUAAGGAUGCUGUUCAACAUGAACGCGGUCCUAGAACGUCAACAGUUCGUCGACAACUUCAAGGACUCUGUUAUUCUAAAGAUCGAUCGGCAAGUAACUCACCGCCGCUGGAUUUAACGCCCAAGAGGUCUCCGGAAUGUUCGACAACUUGCUCAACUCCGCCCGGCAGAUACAUUCCCGAUUCGAAUUUAUAUUUAUCGGCUUUCCGGCCACAGAUGUCAAUGAUGCCGAGAUUUUUAAAUACUAUGAGACUCACGCAAGCAGUUUACGAGACGGCUGCUUCGAUUUUGGUCACAGUUUCUACGAUCAAAAGUUUUCCGGCUCUGAUGACUCUACCUUUUGUCGACCAGUUUGAAUUGCUCAGAGAGAGCUGGCACGAAUUGUUCAUAUUGACGGCUGCUCAAUAUUUUUCUGACACCGAUAUAUCUCUACUGCACGAAGAACACCGAUCCAAUUUCGGACCGUCGAUGGACAUCGAUGAACAAAUCGCUGUGUUCAAGGAUACACUGGCCACGGUCAAACACCGGCAAGUCGAUCCGAUCGAACAAUAUUUGUUGAACGAAAUCGUACUGCUCAAAUCAGGAUCAGUCAAGGGUCGCGGCUGCAACAGUUCUGAAGACACGGAGACUAUUUUGGACGGGUUAUCCGUGAAGAGCAAAGAGGCACUAAGACGGCACGUGCAUCACGUACAUUUGGCCCGGCCAGACGCGCGAUACGACGAAUUGAUCGAGAUAUUGCCCAGCAUCCGAUCCGUGCCAAAAACCAUAGUGGUCGAGUUGUUCUUCCGUCGCACCAUCGGUCAAACUCCCAUCGAACCGUUCGUGUGCGGCACAUACACCAACUACUUGCAGACGGCACCGCACUUGCAGACCAUCAUCAGCAAGGCCAAGAUAUGUCAUUGCUUGCAGUGACGGACGCAGCGUAAUGUGCAUAAUAUUAUUAGAGGACAAGUGGUGAACUAUUUACCUACGUUUUACGCGAGUUUGAUUUAAACGCUAAUGUAUGUAUGGGUACGUAAUAAUAUUAUUAUUAUGGCUGUAAUAAUUUAUUAUACUAUAAUAUACGAUCCAUAUAUAUAGUGAUAUUGUACAUAAAUAUUAUAUACAUUAAUUAUAAUAUGUUUUCUUAAGCUCAUAUUAUUAUUAUAUGCUCGACGCUCCAGGGUUUGAAAAUUUAAACAAAUUACCUAUUAUGUUUAUAUUAUAUUAUUAUAUAGUUAAAAUAAAAUAAUAUAUAAAUUAUUGUUUUGAGCACAUUUUACAAUCGUCAAGUACUACUAUUAUAAAUAUUAAUUUUACGCUUUAUUUUACACAUAGUAUUGUAAACUGUGAUU